AUGGCUACCAACACAACCCAAAGCAACCUCAUCCGACUAGCUCCCCUUCAACUGGGAGAGCUUCCAGAACAUCCCUCGCUGCCUUGCGCAGACAGCGCCCGUCCGAAUCUCCUCUCCUUCCUGCUGACUCUACUUGAUGACGGUGCCGAUUUUCUUGCGCCUGACAGCUUCUCCGCCAACUUCAGACACCACUCUAUCAAGUCCGCGCCGCCUAGUGAAGCCAAAGUCGAGGUGCUGACCUACUCGGUUGCAGCCAAAGAGUUGGAAGCCAUUGUUGACUGGGGUUCUUCGAAGAAUACCACGGGGAAUGCAAAUCCAGCCACUUAUGCUCGGCCUGGCCGAAGCAAGCCGCCUCUCAGGGUCCUGAGUGCGGGCGAACAUUGGUGUGCUCGCAGAUCGGUCCACAAGGAUAUCUCCUCGAAAGACACCAAAUCUCCGGGAAACGCAAGCUGGAAGGAGUUCAUCUUCGGCCUGCGCGACAACCAUUCCAAACACGAAGAGGACUUUACACCCACCCUGUACGAUGCGCAUUGUGUGUGCACGUGGAACGAAGAAGUGAAAGAUCUUGAAGCACAGGAGAAGAUUGUGGGGAAAUCUGGCCAGAAAUAUUCAUGUGUGACCAUGUCGAUCUACGAAAUGUGCCACGCAACCCCGCCGCCGACGAGCCCGCGCUGUUUCCCCGUGCUGGUUGCCACGGCCAGUAUCACCUCAGAUGAAUUUCUUGCCGUCACCGUCCCUGUGAACUUGGGCACGAGCGUGCACGAUGCGUUCUACUCCUCUGGCCGCAACACCCGCGAAGGCAAGACCUCGCAGCAGCGAAAGUCGGUGGUGCUGGGAGUUUACACUGCGUUAGAAAUGGUCCGGCGGAAAGAGGGAGAUGCCAACGUGGGGAAGAAUUGGGGGGAGGUGGAAUGGGUCAUGGCAACUGCGAGCGACGCCAAGGGCAAUUUGCCCAUGUGGAUGCAGAAGAUGAGCGUGCCUGGUAUGAUUUCCAAGGACGUGAGUUAUUUCUUGAAAUGGGUCAAGACCGUGCCAGAGAACGAGGUCGACAGCGUUAAAGUCGCGUGA
This is a messenger RNA of Fonsecaea nubica, 1068 nucleotides long. RefSeq lists its product as hypothetical. The record is from RefSeq and is a predicted model, not a curated record. The transcript has a single exon. The coding region runs from base 1 to 1068 and encodes 355 amino acids. Lineage: Eukaryota; Fungi; Ascomycota; Eurotiomycetes; Chaetothyriales; Herpotrichiellaceae.